AUGGCCAAGCGCGGAAAGCGCGGCGGCGGCGAUGAGGGCAAUGCGCCCAAGCGCCCGAAGAAGAAGGCGCGGGGUAAGACGGAACCUGAGCCCGUGAAACCGAAGGAGAAGGCGGUGGACGUCACGCAGGCCUUCGUGCACGGCGGGGACAUCAAGGAGCUGGCAAAGGGCGCCGACAACCCGUUCACCGCCGAUGCGCUCGCCAAGCGGUACAAGGAGGAGGGAAAGACCGUGAAUGUGGACAAGGGGUUUAACUUCGCCAACCUGGUGACUGACGCCGCGGGCGCGUCGUUCUCUUUGUUGGGAGGUGCGGGGGACACUGUGCCCACGACCUCGGCGUUCGGGGCGCCCACCGCCGGCGGCUCCGUCGCCAACAGGUUCCGCCGGGACGGCCCUGGGGAGAAGAAAUCGGCACCGGCACCCGCGCCAGUCGAGCCCGAGCCCGAGGAGGAGUUGACCGCCGAGGAGAGGGAGGCGGCGAUCGAAAGGUUAGCCGAGGAACGCGCCAAGAAGGCUGCGGAGUUUACGCGCGGUAAGACGGCCGAAGAGGUGCAUUGGCUGAUCAUGGGCAUAACCCCCGAGGUUGUGGAGUCGGCAAAGUCGUUUGUGCGCCCCUUCGACACGGAGGAGGAGAUGAUCCAGGACUGGAUGUCCAAACGGGACGGUUGGAGGGAAGACUUCAAGCGCAAGCACAAGGACGCGCUCAGAAGGCAGAAGAGGAACCGACAGGGCGGGGACAAGUUUUACGAAUAGAGACAGUUUAAUUA
Messenger RNA from Micromonas commoda, 767 nucleotides. RefSeq lists its product with no specific name. The transcript has a single exon. Lineage: Eukaryota; Viridiplantae; Chlorophyta; Mamiellophyceae; Mamiellales; Mamiellaceae. The coding region runs from base 1 to 753 and encodes 250 amino acids. The record is from RefSeq and is a predicted model, not a curated record.